Molecule: messenger RNA, 783 nt
Organism: Cutaneotrichosporon oleaginosum
Lineage: Eukaryota; Fungi; Basidiomycota; Tremellomycetes; Trichosporonales; Trichosporonaceae
Source: RefSeq, a predicted model, not a curated record
CACAAAGUGUGGGAAAGUGGCCAGGGGAGACCCCAGGGGACCAGGAAUGUCUGGAAUGUUACAGAUUCUAUCCAUCAUCCCACAACACUCUCUCCCUCGUGCCGUACGCGCGCUCUUAUCGCUUCUCCUCCUCCUCCUCCUCCUCCUCCUCCUGGUCGUCGCCCGCGGGGAUGCAAACCCAGUGUACAGUACGAGCGUCCGACCCUACUUCGCCUUGCCGAGCUUUGUCAAAGCAGUCCCGGUGCCUCCUCCCGAGGGUCGGAAGGGUCGAGCGUUCGGCGCACAAGCUUGUGAGUCCAGAGCCUCCGUGCCCCACGUCCAACUUUCCCUGCGUGGCCCCGUCUCGGCCAUCUCAUCGAUCAUCCAGCGACCGAGGCGUUGUGAAGCUCUCCCCUCCUUGGUUUUUGGUCCUUGGUCCAUGGUUCAGGCCGGGGUCGGCAUGAAACGCCAGAUGGAUGAGCGCACAUCAUCAAAUGAAAACCAUCACGCGCCUCACGCGCCGCGGGCUGCGCUCAAAUCAACCACCGUGACGGCCAUUUCAUCCGACCUCUCUCCUCUGGUCGCUUCAACUUGCAACUUGCAAACUUUGGACGCACCAGCGCCGCAGCGCGAGAGCUUGAUCCUAUCUCUCUUUUCUGGGCCUCGCCCCCUGCGCCCUAGAAUAACCUGUGCGGGGGAUCUGCGCCCGGCCCCAGAUUCCUAGCGCUCGCAGCACGCAGUACGCAGUACUUGACCCAACAAUCGUCGCAUGACAUGUGCGACUUGCCAUCUUGCCAUCUUGCC